Molecule: messenger RNA, 2483 nt
Organism: Soboliphyme baturini
Lineage: Eukaryota; Metazoa; Nematoda; Enoplea; Dioctophymatida; Soboliphymatidae
Source: the annotation of a GenBank genome assembly
AUGAUUUUUUAUUUCCGACAGACGGCAGGAAAAUAUUAUUUUAGAAAAAUUCAAGAGGAACUUGGUGCAGACGGGCAGACGUUCGAGGAAUCGGUGACGAAAGUUAAAGAAUUUUAUCGAGAGGUCAAAGACUAUUUCUCAUCGGCUGACCUGGCUGCGUUGCUGCCGCUUGAUUUGUCGACGAGAAUAUACAACGCGAAGGCCUCACAAACCAGCCGUUCAUCAGCCCUGGACAAACGGCGGCGAAUUGAUGACAACUGGGCGUUUCGUUUAGCUGUCGAUCACGAGCAUUUGGCCGCGCUAAUCGCUUCAGCUUCCAGCGAAGGCAUCGUCCUACUGCCUGCAAUCGACGAGGCAAGCAGCUCUUGUUCUGGCCUUCCGGACUUCCGCAGCCCAUACGUCGCCAUUCGUGAAUGCAACCCUGUCUACUUGUUUGACAAUGACAAGCUAUGGAAUUGGUAUCAGAGAAUUUUCACAUACACCGCACCCAAACGUCGGCCAGGCCAAGUGGCGCGUUUCGAUGAAAAAGAGGCGGCACUACGGAAGCUGAUACCUUUUCUCAAGGUGAUCUUCCCCAAGAUUUGGAAAAGGAUAUCGCUCGGUAAACUUCCUGAUCUGAAAAUGUCCACCUACUGGUCCCAAUUUUUGCCGCUGUACAAGAAGGAAAACGCGAGUCGCGGUGUCUUUGACAUUGAAAUACCGGUACCGUCGAGAUACGAGAGCCUGCGUGAAAUCUUUAGUCUCUUUGAUCCAGAGGAAUUUCAAAAACUGAUAGAAAGCUUAAAGAUGGAGUUGAUGGAACAAUAUGAACGUCUUGAACGCUUCAUCAAUGAACCGAUAUGGACAGAACGGAUCAUUUCCGAAACCUCGUUGUUCCCGGCGCACACUAGUAAGUCGUGUCCUCACUUGAACGCGCAGUGUUUGCGUAUUUUCACUCUCGGCAAAUACGAUAUAGGUUCUGCCGUCAUCGUGGGCGAUCACCAUUUCAUCACGUUCGACAAUCACGCCUACGACUUUGCAGGCGAAUGUUCAUAUUUGUUGGCAAGGGAUUUUGAGGAAAACACGUUCACCGUUUCGAUCGACUACGAAAGGAGCUCGCGCGGGGACGUGGAGCGAAGGUCGAUCGUCUUCGAGUAUAUGAAGAACAAGGUUGAAGUACUUAGCGAUGGGAAGGUGCUCAUAAAUGGUCGACAAUACGCGCUGCCGUGGCAGACGGUGGCCGAUCUGCUGGACACGGCUGAACUGACCGUCACCCGACCGACGCAGAACAGCGUAUUGGUCACUACCGCGGAUCACAUCCGCUUGAUUUGUUGUUUCAACAGCAAUUUCUGCACGCUGAUCCUACCCGGAAGGUUCCAUGGAAGAUCAGCUGGACUCUUUGGAAUCAACGACUUCGAGCCGUCCAACGACCUGUCGAGCCCCGAUGGCAGGAAGGCGAGCCAUCUCACAGACUUUGCCAGCCAGUGGAGCACCAAUCAGCGCUGCUCCAGCGCCAUGAACGUCGCCCCGCAGCCGGCAACAACGACACCCAAAGAACUGACUAACAAAUGCAGCAAUUUUUUCGAAGAUCGCUGGUCUUCUCUCCGUCCGUGCUUCGCCAUCGUUGAUCCGGCUCCUUACCUGAAGACAUGCCUGUCAAGCGGCAGACAUCGCGCUGCAUCCACAUCCACAGACAACUUCAACGUCACUGUCUGCAACGUAGCGGCUGUUUAUGUGGCAAUGUGCAAAAUACGAGGACUAAAUAUUCCCCUUCCAGACAUGUGUGUGAAAUGCGUUGUGCCAAACCACCCGGCUUUGAAAGCAGAAGAAAGCUUGAAGUUCGACCAGCAUUCUAACGUGAUCGACGUGGUGUUCGCCGUGGAGGAGAGAAGUUGCAUGUCAGAUGUGCCGGCGGAACUCGAUCGAAUCGCGCAGACGCUGGAGAGCCAAGUAGCCAGGCGGGGAUACGACAUUCGCUACGUGGUCGUCGGUUUUAAUGGAAAAGAAGUGCACCACGCGUUCCACAUGAAUUCUGACGAUGGCCAGAUGAGGGCACCGUACUCAACGUUUAGAGAGUCAUUGCUGAACAACCUUCAUUUCCAUGAAGCCGAUCCUGACAAAGAAGGCGAACAGGCACAAAUCGACCCACUCACGAUUUUAGACACAAUUCCACACGUAUGCCCGUUCCGUCUCAGAAGCACUAAAUUUGUCGUCCUGUCCGCUUGUACAGCCUGCACAGGAGACGAGGUAAGUACGGCAGCAGUAAAGGACGCCUACUUAAAAGCCGGCAUCACCCCAUUCCUGCUGACCCCAAACUUUAAACAGCCGUCGAAAACUCACCACGACAUCGUCACUGGAAUGGAAGCUGGUUUACUCUACACUGCCAGAGGCAGAAGACCUCUGAAAGAAAAUGACGUCGCCUCAGUUCCAGGAUUAUGCCCGCAGUUGUUUAUGGAGUUGAACGGUACCGUAAUGACCUCUGAUCUUCAGGUGAGCUCGUAGCU